This is a messenger RNA of Doryrhamphus excisus (bluestripe pipefish), 2458 nucleotides long. It is a transcript of the gene naa40, whose product is annotated as N-alpha-acetyltransferase 40, NatD catalytic subunit. Gene Ontology annotation, cellular component: nucleus. The record is from RefSeq and is a predicted model, not a curated record. Gene Ontology annotation, molecular function: histone H2A acetyltransferase activity; protein N-terminal-serine acetyltransferase activity; histone H4 acetyltransferase activity. NCBI's taxonomy places the organism in Eukaryota, Metazoa, Chordata, Actinopteri, Syngnathiformes, Syngnathidae.
AACGCCUCAUUGUUGGCCGACACAUAGAGUGAAGCAACGAGGACAUGUAAUAAAUUGUUGGCGGCACUCGAACAAAUAGUCAAUUUACCAAGCUAACACUUAUUUGCAUUACCAUUGUUUUUAUUAUCAGCAGAUAUCUGCAUCCUCUCCCACGACGGGCCGGCCGGUGUAGUCGCCAAGUUAGCCUUGUUAGCACGGAAAUCAUUGUCGUUCUAAAGCGGCUCUCUCGUUCACUCUACCCGGCGGCGACAAUCAGGCGGAGGGACAAAAAGGAGGAGAGUUCCCCUGUGGGUGACGGAUCGGACGACGAAACAUGGGGAGGAAAUCCAGCCGAGCAAAGGAGAAGAAAGCACGGCGUCUGGAGGAGAGAGCGGCGAUGGAUGCCGUCUGUGCCAAGGUGGACGCCGCCAACAAGCUUGAUGACCCAUUGGAUGCCUUCCCAGCCUUCAAAAAGUACGACAGAAACGGUUUGAACCUGCAAAUCGAGUGCAAACGAGUGACCGCCCUCAACCCGCUCUCCGUGGAGUGGGCCUUUGAACUCACCCGCGCCAACAUGCAGACGCUCUAUGAGCAGAGCGAGUGGGGCUGGAAGGAGCGGGAGAAGCGGGAGGAGAUGAAUGACGAGAGGGCGUGGUACCUGCUCGCCCGUGACGGCGACUCCGCCCCCGUGGCUUUUUCUCACUUCCGGUUUGAUGUGGAGUGUGGGGAGGAGGUGCUAUAUUGCUACGAGGUGCAGCUGGAGAGCAGAGUGCGGAGGAAAGGGCUUGGCAAGUUCCUCAUCCAGAUUUUACAGCUCAUCGCUAACAGUACACAGAUGAAGAAAGUGAUGCUGACUGUUUUUAAACACAACCACGGGGCGUACCAGUUCUUCAGAGAUGCUCUACAGUUUGAGAUGGACGAGACCUCGCCGAGCAUGUCCGGUUGCUGUGGCGACGACUGCUCCUACGAGAUCCUGAGCCGGCGGACCAAACAUGGGGAGGCUUCCGUGGGUCACAGCCACGGUGGCGGUCACUGCGGCGGCUGCUGCCAUUGAUGGGUUCGUCUCCAAAAGGCAGCAGGUGCACAGCGGAGUGUGACCGCUUCAUCAGUUUUUGUUUGUUUGUUUUUAAGUUUUUAAAUGGGCCGCUCCACUGAGAGUUGUGCACUGUUACAGAUGGAGAUAUUUCAGAGUGUUUUCCUGCUGUAAAAGCAGCAUGUGAGCAUUUCUGUCUUUUUGUUUCUUUUCCCAGCUUCUCAUUACAUUGUCACUGCGAUAGACCUCGUCUUGUCCCAUCUUUUUAACAAACACGGUUAGCAGCUCCAUCCCCCCUCUAUCCAGGUGGCAACCAUGUACAGUUGAAGCCGCUAUGAGACGACAACAUGAUGAUUAAUGCGUUUACCUCUUGUUCAUCUUCAUCUGCUCCGUGUGUAUCCCCAUUGUUGUGUUUUUCUGCCUCCUUGAGUGACAGAGUAUACUGUUAAGUGCACUCUCUUUUCAAGACCAUCCAAUCAAGCCUUUUAUGUUGUGACAGAUGCAAGGCUUUAUGUACAGCUCAUCAACAUGUGGGAGCAACAGUGCACCCCUUUCAUUUUCACAAAUGAGUCUUAAUGACAAUUGUGCCACAAUUAAGCAACGUCUCGAUUUCAUACAUCGUAACCAUGCCUUUUCCUCCCCCAAAUCUAAUAUGAAGAGGACCUAGAAUGGCAGCAGCAGAGGUGUAGUUCUUGUCCAUAUGUUUACAAAGCCUACAGGGUACAUUUGGAGUGCUUUUAAUCUGCAUCAGACCCAUAGGCCACCAUAAAAAAAAAGUUUCUAUUCUUUGUUUACUCAUCAGUGAAUUUAAACGUGGGCCUUUUGUAGCUACAUUAAGAUUAGCUCAAGGUUACACUGAGAUUACAUACUGAUUAAUGCCUUGUAAAAUGACGUGCAACUCUGAUACACAAAAGUGUUCAAGAUUCACUCCCUACAUAAGCUACAAUUAAAAAAAUUUGGAUGUUGUACAUAAUGAUGAUGUGUUCACUGACUGACUUGUUGGGACUUGGCCUGGUGGAGUCAGCUUCUGUUUUUUUCAUUCUGUUUUUAAAUGAACUGUGGAUAGUUGUAGUUGUAAUAAUCAAGCCCAUGACUUGCUCCUGCAAGUGAAAAUAUGACUCCUGUAUGUUUUUUUUUUAAAGGACGCUGGUUUUGUGCGCCAUUAAAAGUAUCCAAUUUUUAGAGUUCUCAUAUUUUUGGUGGAUAAGCUGUUACAUACCAACUUUCUCUGGAUCUUUUCUUCCCUUAGUAUGUAUACAUUCUAUAUAUGCUCUUGUGGAUUUCAUCUUGAGGUAAAAUAUUUCUAAACACGAAACUUUAAAAUUAUGUUAGACUGAUGCCGACAGUCGAUUCAUUCACCAAAAUGGAAGGGAAUCAAGUAAUUCUGCCUUGUCACUGUUUUGUUUGUAUGUUACAAAUAAAAUGAAGUUGUUUGACUUUUCAUAA